Piliocolobus tephrosceles (Ugandan red Colobus) is the source of this 436-nucleotide messenger RNA. RefSeq names its product dihydrodiol dehydrogenase (gene DHDH). NCBI's taxonomy places the organism in Eukaryota, Metazoa, Chordata, Mammalia, Primates, Cercopithecidae. Bases 35 to 436 code for a protein of 133 amino acids. The record is from RefSeq and is a predicted model, not a curated record. Gene Ontology annotation, molecular function: D-xylose 1-dehydrogenase (NADP+) activity; nucleotide binding. Gene Ontology annotation, biological process: D-xylose catabolic process. The transcript is spliced from 3 exons.
ACACCGAAGCUUUCGAGGGCUCCGCAUCGCAACAAUGACGCUGCGCUGGGCAUCGUGUCUGUCGGUCUCAUCUCCAGCGACUUCACGGCCGUGCUGCAGACACUGCCUCGCUCCCGAGCACCAGGUGGUGGCGGUGGCGGCCCGCGACCUGAGCCGUGCGAAGGAGUUUGCACAGAAACACGACAUCCCCAAGGCCUACGGCUCCUAUGAGGAGCUGGCCAAGGACCCGAAUGUGGAGGUUGCCUACGUUGGCACCCAGCACCCCCAGCACAAGGUGGCAGUGAUGCUGUGCUUGGCGGCGGGCAAGGCCGUUCUAAGCGAGAAGCCCAUGGGCGUGAACGCGGCGGAAGUUCGUGAGAUGGUCACGGAGGCCCGAUCCCGAGGCCUCUUCCUUAUGGAGGUGAGGGCAGAGGAGCCCUUCCAACAUCUAGUAUAG